CCCAUUCUCAAAACUCAUACCAUAACAACGACAACAUCAUCAUUCUCCAAGCUCCAAAUUCAACCAUGUCCAAAGGAGGAAAACUAACCAAGCUGAAGUCAGUGCUCAAGAAAUGGAACUCCUUCAGCAGCAAACAGACCCAAGCCACCAUCACCUCCGUAGCCAGCGACGGUGACUCCUCGUCGCUCCGCCCCGUGUACGUUGGGAAGACGCGGCGGCAGUACCUGGUGAGCGCGGAGGUUGUCGGACACCCGCUGUUCCGGGAGCUGGUGGACAGGUCCCGCGACAGCAGCUCGGAGGAGGAGGAGGACAGCAUCAACGUGGCGUGCGAGGUUGUUCUGUUCGAACACUUGCUCUGGAUGCUCCACAACGCCGAUCCUCAACCUGAGUCGCUGGACGAACUCGCCGAUUUUUACGCCUGCUGAUUGUUCAUGCCUCGGUAACACAUGAGAGCGUGCAAGUGAAAACGUUUUUCAAAUUAAAUUGCCACUGUAAUUGUGAAUUUGUGCUUGUGUAUGCUGUUGAUCUUCGUCAACCAUAACAAAAUAUUUUAAUUUUAACAAUCAUAGAUAUGAGAGAUUGUCAACCUCCACAAAAUAUGUGAAUGAUUUUU
Molecule: messenger RNA, 613 nt
Organism: Vigna umbellata (rice bean)
Lineage: Eukaryota; Viridiplantae; Streptophyta; Magnoliopsida; Fabales; Fabaceae
Product: auxin-responsive protein SAUR76-like
Biological process (GO): response to auxin
Source: RefSeq, a predicted model, not a curated record